Oxyura jamaicensis (ruddy duck) is the source of this 2561-nucleotide messenger RNA. RefSeq names its product leucine-rich repeat-containing protein 37A-like. The transcript is spliced from 13 exons. Lineage: Eukaryota; Metazoa; Chordata; Aves; Anseriformes; Anatidae. The coding region runs from base 235 to 2532 and encodes 765 amino acids. The record is from RefSeq and is a predicted model, not a curated record.
UUCACUGGCAACUCUAUUUCUUCCAUUGAAAAGCAAGUGUGGAGGGAAUACCCAUGGACUGAGUACUUAGUUCUCCAGGGCAAUGAUCUGAGGGCAGUGAAGAGGCAUUCCCUGGAAGGUUUGCUCCUGCUGAAGCACCUGGAUUUAUCCUGCAAUAAAAUCCUGUCGAUUGAAGAACAUGCUUUUGAACCACUUCCUUUCUUGCAGCUUAUAAACCUCAGUGGAAAUCUCAUCAUGCAGAUCCAGAAUGGCACUUUCCAGGCAUGGCAUGGGAUGCAGUUUUUACAGAAUCUGAUCCUAAGCCAUAACCCCCUGUCUGUUAUCAAUGACACAUCAUUCUUUGAGCUGCCUUCAGUCAAAUAUCUAGACCUGGGUGCAACACGAGUGACUCAGCUGACAUUGCUCACACUCCUCCUGACAACAGUCCACUUGGAAAAGCUCAAACUGCCCAGUGAUACAGCCUGCUGCCUCUGCCAGGAGAAACACACCACUGAAACUCCAUGCAGGACCAUCCAGUUCCACUGCGAAGAUCUGUGCACCACCAGCACUCCCCAGUGCGCAGCUCACACAGAUUCUCUGGCAGAGGCACAAGCAGAAGUAAUGAAAGCAGUUCAAUCCAGAAAACUGACCGCCAGCACGGUGUUAAGCCUCAAGCCCAAGAAGCCUUCAUUUGGAGACCAAGAAACCGCAUCGCUUGCAGUUGUCCUGCGCCCAGCUGGCACUGAUGAUCUCAGUAACCCAAAUGAUCACAUUUCCAGAACAAACUCAUAUUCCCCUCAGCACCUCUCCAGGCAGGAAGGCAAAAACGGUAAGGAGCUGAUGCUGCACAGCAUUCAGCACAUGGACUGGACCAGCGAAAGUGAUAAGAGAAAACUCUAUUUCCUAGCGAAAGCACUAGCGGCUGAGCUCAAGAAGAAGCUGCACAUGGUUAAAAGUGUCGUGACUGUGGAAAACACCAUCUCACACCUGCCGACACCUGCCAUGUAUGAGAUCCCAGAGCAAGAGACAGCCUCAGGCUGGGUGCAAAAGCUGCGUGACUUAGGUCUGAACCAUGCGCCAUUAAGCCCAUGGGAAGUAGCUGGGAGGUUAAAUCCCACUGACAACAUCUCUGUCCUCAGACAUCACAAAAGAUCCAUACUUCCUUCAGAACAUUCCUUUUCACUCUCCCCAGCAGAGGCCUCUCAUUUGUCUGGGUCUUUUGAGAUGCAAAAUUACCCCAAUGCUGUGGAACAGACCAAGAAAACUCAUGAUGUGGGGGAUGUGGAGGAUGCAGAAGAUGUAAAGGAAACACCAUCUCCAAGGCAGGGCUAUGUCAGGGCUUACAAAAAGCACAAGCAGCAGGAUAGCCCAUGUCUGAAUAAAAAUAAUCAGCUUUUCUACAAUGUGUUUCAUGACAUGAAUCCAGGAGAACCCACACCAACAAAAAGUAAAGGAGAACAGAGAGAAAACAUUAAACAACCUUUUUCCUCUAACCUGUCAGUUAACAACGGUCACCCCGCUGCAAGCAGCAUGCUGGAGAACAGGGCUGAAAAUGAGGGCUCCUCUGUGGGCGAGCAUUUCCUGGGCACCCAUCAGACCACUAAAACACACUGGAAGCAUCCAAAGGAAGGAUUUGAUUCUCUAAUUAAACGAAGAAGCUCAGACAGCCCAGAUGACACGCUGGUUGAAGGAGACCUCUUUGAAAUCAAGGUCAAGUAUCACCUACGCUUGCUGGUCCCAGACAAAGCCCUGCGGACAUUCAUCGCCCAGGUGGCGCGAGCCCUCAGGAUGGACUGUAGCCUGCCUGAUGUCCAGCCGUCCUGUGCAAAGAUGGUCUCAAAGACAGGGCUGCUCGUAAAGCUGCUCAGCAAGAGGCCAGCUGGGCAGGGAGCCUCCUCUCGCACAGGCUGGUGUCUCCUGCAAGGGAACAUCUCCAUCGGCACGGCCCAGGCUGGUGCAGCAGGCAGGAAACUUUCAGGGAAGUGGAAAGCAGAGCACCGCUCCGGCAAGAAGCUGCUGUUGGCACUAUCGGUGUCUCUCAUCCUCACAAUUAAUCUCACGGUGAUUUGUCUCAUCGAGGUUUGCUCCCAAAAACCUGCAGCUGCUUCCCAACCGCAAACCACCAGUAAAUCACGACCAAGAUGGUUCUUUCAGAAACUCGUGCCGCUUAGAUGGCGCAAGAACAAGUAUGACAUUAGAGAGCAGGGCUCUCGUGGAUCAGAUCGAAGAAAAACCAAACCACAGUGGCUUAUAGACCUGUACAAACCUCUUGACGACCAACUUAAGAAGGCCAUAAUUGAGCUGUAUGAUGAAGAGUCCUCCGAGGAGGAGAUUUUUGGCAAGUCUGAGCUAAACAGGACGUCCACAGCAUCCGAUCUCGUGGAAAUGCAACUGUCUGGAGACCCGACGCCUCCGCUUUGCAACCCCACUGCGCCCCAAAAACCCCUCUCCACUCAGGAGAACGUGCCGGAAGGCCACGCACCAGGGGUGCCCCCGAGCCCAGCCCGGCAGGACGGGAGCAGCGGGGCUGUGAGGAAUGGGGAGCCCUCGUAGGACUCCGGUGGUGGCCGUGGUGCGGCGCC